CUAAUCUGUGAUGGGCCACAACUAGCCGGCAUCUGGAUGGAGAGUGGGGCGAUUGUUCGAUCAGUCCGAUUCAUAGCUCGAGAAGAUGCAGCCGGUGACGUUCGUACUCUGCCUGGUGGUGCUGGGCGCUCACUCGCUCCUGGUGUUUGGCGCUGACUGUGAAAUUGCCGGCCAGAAGCUGAACAAAGGAGAAACGUACAAGCCGCCAGAUCGUUGCAUCCAGCACACCUGCCUGGGAGCUCCGCGCCGCAUCCAGACCGUAAUGUGUCCCUCGGUGGCAUCCCUGAAGCCCUGCAAGCUGGUGAGCGAUACGUCGAAGCCUUAUCCGGCCUGCUGCCCCAAAUACGAGUGCUAGAAGACCCUCUAAGAGGCACAACUGGAUGGAAAAUGUAUAAUUAACAAUUAUAGAGAUGAUUCAAAUACAUACAUGAUAACCCUGA
This is a messenger RNA of Drosophila ananassae, 440 nucleotides long. It is a transcript of the gene ssp7, whose product is annotated as la1-like protein 15. The record is from RefSeq and is a predicted model, not a curated record. NCBI's taxonomy places the organism in Eukaryota, Metazoa, Arthropoda, Insecta, Diptera, Drosophilidae. The coding region runs from base 86 to 355 and encodes 89 amino acids. The transcript has 3 exons.